Molecule: messenger RNA, 3216 nt
Organism: Nymphalis io (European peacock)
Lineage: Eukaryota; Metazoa; Arthropoda; Insecta; Lepidoptera; Nymphalidae
Exons: 8
Coding region: 371-1342 (323 amino acids)
Molecular function (GO): serine hydrolase activity
Source: RefSeq, a predicted model, not a curated record
CAUUGUUGUAGUUACUAGGAACACGCGUCAGCCGUGCCGCCGGUUUAGCGGUAUUGAUGUGAAGAGUGGUAUUAAAUUCAAAAAAAUAUAACUUUGUGUAAUCUAAUAUCUACAUUAAAAAUAAGGAUGUGUUAUUAUUAAACGUCUUUUGAGUAAAAGUGGUUUUAAAUAACAGUAAAUUAAUGAUUCGCUUUGUCAUAAAAAUAAGUAAAAUAUAAUAAACUUUUUCUAAAUACCAAACUACAAGAAAAUAAAUCCUUUUAAUCAAACUACGGAGAUAACGCGGUUAUGAAAAUAUUUUUAUAAUUUUAUUCUAACGAGGCUUGUUAACGAUAUUUUAAUAUCAUUAGCGGAUUUUAAAAGGGGCAAGAUGAGUUUAUUCAAGACCAUUGCAGCUGUCACAGUUUCUUGUGGGAAGAUGGGAAUCAGGAAUGGAAAUUUGCCAUUACGACCUCUGCUCAGUUGCGCCCCCGUGGCGCUGUCCUGGGACCGAGGUGCGCACACGCAGGACAUCACGAAGAAUAUACAAUAUAUAACCAAUGAGAAGAUCAAGCUCACGACAGAUCCAAAAACUAUGAAAUUGGACAAACAGCUGAACCGUCCAACGUGCGUAAUGAUCAACUGGCUUCUGGCACGACAGAAGCAUGUGAUGAAAUACGCAAAUCUAUACCUCGAACAGGGCUUCGACGUCAUCUCCGUGUCCUGUACGCCUUGGCAGCUGAUUUGGCCGCUCAAGGGUUCUCAGCUGGUCGCAGCUGAUCUUAUAAAGUUCAUGGCGGCGAAUGCAAACGACCAACCGACUGUCAUUCACGGGUUCUCGGUGGGCGGGUACAUCUGGGGCGAGUUGUGCGCGCACGUCAUGAAUAAUAAGGAACAAUACCAGCCAGUGAUAGACCGCAUUGCGGCUCAAGUGUGGGACUCGGCUGCUGACAUCACGGAGAUAACAAUCGGUGUGCCGGCCGCGGUCUUCCCUAAGAACAAGAUCAUGCGAAAAACACUUAAGGCGUAUAUGGAAUACCACAUGAAGACGUUCCACGACGCCGCCACCGUGCACUACAUCCGCUCCUCGCAACUGUUCCACACCAACAUGUGCCGCGCUCCCGCGCUGUUCCUGCUGUCGGCCAGCGACCCCGUCGGCGCCGAGCGCAGCAACCGCAGCGUGUACGACAGCUGGUGCAAGAUGGGCAUCAAGUGCACGUGGCAGUGCUGGGACCGCUCCCCGCACGUGCAGCACUUCACCAAGCACCGCGACGAGUACGUGUCGCUGCUGCGCGCGCACCUCCGAGAACACGUCGCGCCGCAACACGCGCACGCGCAGCUGUCGCGCGCGCACGCACACUGACGGCGGCCGCUCGACUCACAUCGGUGGCCAUUAUUCGUAAUUUCAUUAGUUAUUACUGAGAGAGAGUAAAAGAAUAAGCAAAAUGUUUGUUCUGCACCAUUUCCCAUGUGUUAUUUUGUCGUUUCAUAUUAGGUUAUUCCCGAAAUGUUAAACUAUAACUAUGUAUAAGAAAAAAAAUACAAAUUAAAACGCUGUAUAAAGCGUUUAUCCUUAUAUUAUUAGUAAAUCUUACAUUUAUAUUUCUGAUUUUAUUUUUAAAUAAAAAUUUCAAGAUUUGUAUGAAGGCCUAAACCUAAAUUUAUAAAAUAAAUCUUUAAAAGGACAGUAAUGUGCAAUAUAUUCUCAAUUAGAAUUACGUCACAAAAAUGAAACAGCUAUGACAUACAUAAUAUAUAUGUAUAUAAUUAAUAAAAAACGGAUAUACAUACUUUCUUUGAAGCUUAAAUCGAUAAAAAGUUUUUAUAUUUAACAUUAGUUUGUGUAUUUAUUACUUUUUCUUUCGUUCAACUCCUUUCUUUGUCGCACUACCAAAAAAUGGAAUUCCUUACCAGCUCACGUGUUCCCCUCCUCUUACAACCCGGGUUCCUUCAAACGAGGCGUGAAGAGGCAUCUUGCGGGCCGGCAAGGCGGGGACGGCUAGUACAGAACAUUCUUCCCGACUGUACUGGCCGUCGUCGCGUUUGGACUCUACUACCACUUACCAUCAGGUGGAGUAGAGUCAUUUGCCAUCCCGGACAUAUAUAAAAAAAAAACUUUUUGAAUUGUGUAAAAUGUUUGCCUAUUACCAUAAAUAACAAAAAAAGUUCACUUUUACGUAAUAGAAGAAUUCAUUGUUCUCAAAAAUAUAUGUUAUGACGAUAUACGCAUAUUUUGUUUACAGUAUCAGCCUGUGAAUGUCCCACUGCUGGGCUAAGGCCUCCUCUCCCUUUUUGAGAAGGUUUGGAGCUUAUUCCACCACGCUGAUUAUUUUGUUUACGUCACUACAAUUUAAAUAUAUAUGUUAUACAUCAUUUCAUUUAACAUGUUGGGUUUUUUAUUCAUAUAUUUUUGCAAAUUUGUCUCGACUUAUUUUAAUUCGAAUUAAAAGAUAUUAAUAUUAAUACAGUAUGUUAACUAAUGAAAGCUUUUUCCUACAAAUAUACUACAACACUAAAAAUGCGAGCAAAUACCUAUGUUUAAAAAAGAUCUUCACAAUCAUAUAUGACCUUUUCCAUUUAUUUUUUAUUUUUUUGUGUGGGGUAAUUUUAAUGGGCGGAGUUUAACAGUUGGCCCAAGAUGACAGUUGUUGCAAAAUUUUAGGAGAAAAAUAUUUAAAAUUAAUUUAAAUAACUUAUGACCUUAAAAGCAUGGUCAGCAUCGAUGGUCAUGGCAUUAUCAGGAAAUUGGAAUAUCGUGUGAGACAAGAAACUCGAUUUUUUUUUUUAUUUCUUAAAUCGAAAAGUCUUUGAUUAGUACGAAAUAAUCAAAGACUUAUUUUAAUUGUAACCUCAACAGUAUAUCAAUACUGGCCAAUAUUAAUAUAUUUUAAUGGGAACAUAUUGCGUUAGUUAAUACAUUUUAUAAUUUUAACUUAUCAGUUAAUUAUAGUUAAAUUAUGUGUGACGUCAAGUCUCAGGGGUAUUUAGUAUUAUAUAAAGUAAACUAAUAUAUAUAACACAUGUUCGUGUCUUAUGUAGAUUUAUAUGACAAUCUGAAAAUUGGCAUACUUUUUUUUUAUUGCUAGGAAUAAGUCUUUGCGAUUAGAUUGUUUAAAAUUUUCGAACAUGAUCACGUGUCGAUUGAACUGAAUUUUUAAUGUAAGUUUUUAUGUAAAAUCCUUGUGAAUUUUCCUUGUUUUCAUAACGUUUUUUAUGUAAUAAAAAUAUUAAAUAACA